Pseudoliparis swirei is the source of this 2673-nucleotide messenger RNA. RefSeq names its product glycogenin 1a (gene gyg1a). The coding region runs from base 16 to 1224 and encodes 402 amino acids. Gene Ontology annotation, molecular function: glycosyltransferase activity. The transcript is spliced from 7 exons. Lineage: Eukaryota; Metazoa; Chordata; Actinopteri; Perciformes; Liparidae. Gene Ontology annotation, cellular component: cytoplasm. The record is from RefSeq and is a predicted model, not a curated record.
UUGGUCACUGUGACAAUGCUCGUCAGUAGCCCCCACGCAGGGGGCGUGUCAGCUGUCACUGAUCACGUGACCCGGAAAAUGUGGGGCUUAAUUCCUGAAUUGGACUGCUUCCAGCUGCUGAGCUCGUGCGCUGAGCAGUGCAAACCCUCCGUCUGCCCCAUCACGACCCCCGCGGCCCGGGAGGACUCUACUCAUCACACCAUGUCGGCAGACCAAGCUUUUGUGACGCUGGCCACAAACGACGCCUACGCCAAGGGAGCGAUGGUCCUCGGCCGGUCGUUACUAAAGCACAACACGACCAAGAAGCUGGUCGCACUCGUAGGACCUCAUAUCUCUGAACCUUGCAGAGAUGCCCUCGUCUCCAUCUUCCACGAGGUGCUCCUGGUGGACGUGAUGGACUCGGGCGACACGGCUCACCUGUCGCUGAUGAAGCGUCCGGACCUUGGAGUGACCUUCACCAAGCUGCACUGCUGGAGCCUCACUCACUACAGCAAGUGUGUGUUCAUGGACGCCGACACGCUGGUGCUGUCCAAUAUCGAUGAACUCUUUGAGAGGGAGGAGCUAUCUGCGGCGCCGGAUCCCGGCUGGCCCGACUGUUUCAACUCCGGGGUGUUCGUCUUCCGGCCGUCCGAUGAGACGCACGAGAAGCUGCUCGAGUUCUGCAGCGAGCACGGCAGCUUCGACGGUGGAGAUCAGGGGGUGCUCAACAGUUUCUUUGACACCUGGGCGACGGCUGACAUUUCCAAACACCUCCCCUUCAUCUACAACCUCAGCAGUAUCGCCAUCUACUCCUACCUGCCUGCGUUCAAACAGUACGGCCACGAAGCCAAGGUGGUCCAUUUCCUGGGCAAGGUGAAGCCGUGGAGCUACUCCUACGACCCUCAGAGCGGCGAGGUCAAAGGUCACUCGCUGUCCCCGGACCAGUGCCACCUGCAUCCCGACUACCUGCUCAUGUGGUGGCGGCUGUACGCCGAGUCGGUGCAGCCUCUGCUGCAGCGGACGCACGGGGACGCGCCGUUCGACAGCGGCCUGGUGGACGCGGCGGCGGCGGCGGACGCUACGCUGCACGAGGAUGGGAGCGAGGGCCCGGCGGCCCCCGCCCCGCCCCCCCAGAAGGCUUCAUCCGAGGAGAGGAAGCAGCGCUGGGAGGCGGGCCAGAUCGACUACAUGGGCGACGACUCCUUCGACAACAUCGCACGGAAGCUCGACUCCUUCUUAAAGUAGAGAAAGGGGGGGGGGGGGUCGUGACAGACAGAGGGAGCACCAGUUAAAGCCCUUUCUGUGUGUGUGAUGGGCGGAGAUUUUAAGCGCCGCUCGGCCGAUCACAGUGGGCUUGAGCAGGGCGACUGGACCAACACCUCUGUGCAGCGUUCCGCCUCCCUCUCUGCAUCCCGUUAGUGAGUGUGUGUGUGUGUGCGCGCGCGCGUGUGUUUGUACGUAUGUGUGCGUACGAACGAGAGUGGAAGUGUGACGCCACUCUCGUGCACUCUUUCCAUUAAAUUUCCCCCUCAAAGGAAACGUUUGAUAUUUCACUUUCUUUGCUGAGAGUUAGACGAGAAGAUUGAUACUAAAUAUUAAUAUUAGGCCAGCAGCCGGCUAACUUAUUAAGGUAGCUAGCCCCACUUCUUUUUUUCAAAGGUGUGUUUCAACCCUACAGAUGUUUAACUGUCCGUCCUGAAUGAUAAGAAGUUGAACCGGCAAGUAUUCCCACUUGCCCUCUUCCUUGCUUCCAUUAAUAUUGGUUUAAAAGUUUUGUUUCAUAAAUUCCCCAGACGGUAAAACAUUUGUGAAAAUUCAAGGAUCAUUUCUUGUCAUUCUGUAACACAUUGAUGAUCAAACCAAUACAUUUUAUUUAAUUUUUGUCGGCACCGGGAACUGCAGAUAAUUUGGCGUUAACUUAACCAGACAGAAGCAGAUUUUUAGGUUCACUCAUUCCUCUAUAAAAAAAAAAGGGAGUCGGUCAAAAACAGCGACCAAUCAACACGAGCGGUUCAAUCUCCUCAUCUAACUCCUCGGGGAAGAAGGCAAAAAAUGUCAGACUAUUCCUUAUUAAGUGUUCUCGAUGGAGUCCAGAGCCUUCCGAAACUAAGAAAGUGAAAUCGUUUAAGUUUAAAAAAAGUUGUUUUGGUUAGUCACUACUCCUCUGCCAUAAGUCUCUCUGUAAACUACUUUAAAAGCAGAUAUGCAGCAACCGGCUCAUUUCCCUCCCAAAGUCCCUGCCUACUCAUGACAAUCUCGCUUUAGAUGAAGCGUCUGUCCCCCCCCACAUACUUCCACAUCCUGAAGUGAUGUUGAUGAGUCUGGUGUGUGUGCUCAUCUUUCCUCUGCAUGUUAUGCAACGUCCUCGGCGGUACGUCCUUCACUUCCUGUCGCGUUACCAGCUGCCUUAUAGCCGCUCACUGUUUACAAAACCUCACAACGCGUCAGACUUUGCCGAGGCCCCUCCUCCUUUCCAGAGGCCCCUCCUCCUUUCCCGUUCCCAAUACCUCUUUCCCUUCACUCCAGCUGUGUGACCUCAGACUAAACCAUAAGAAGAACAAUCCUCUCCUCGCUCCGUCCUGAAUAUGCAUGAGUAUCCGUCGUGACGUCGGCUCGUGCAGAUCCGUCCCGUCACCUCGCCGUUACCUGUACAUCCCUGUAGAAGCGUCAAUAAAAGAACUGGUGAAGACGUAA